GCCGCUGAACGUACUGCGGUGGAACACCGGGAGAACUGCGGGAGAAUACGGGGAGAACACCGGGAGAACUGCGGGAGAAUACGGGGAGAACACCGGGAGAACUGCGGGAGAAUACGGGUGAUAUUGUCCGGGUGAAUAGCAGGAGAAGACCGGGGGAACGCCGGAGGAAUAGUCCGGUUGUCUCUGUCGUUAGUGUGCGCGGGUUGUUGCGGCGACGUGAUGGAAGAUGUUCACCUGAACAACGAGACGUGCACAAACGGCUCGGGGGUUAGGUUGUGGUGCGGCUCUCAGUCUGCGGUGUGUUUAUUGUCCUACACACACCUGAACAACAUCACAACAGAUGUGCAGACAGGUGUGGUCUACAACCUGUGGCUCGGCCUGACUCUGGCGCUGCUCUCUGCCUUCCUGAUUGGCAGCAGCGUCAUCCUGAAGAAGAAAGCUCUGCUCCGAUUGGCCAGCGGCGGACACACCAGAGCAGGUGACGGCGGCCACGGCUACCUGAAGGACUGGCUGUGGUGGGGCGGCCUGCUGACCAUGGGAGCGGGGGAGGGCUGUAACUUUGCUGCCUACAUGUUUGCUCCGGCGACGCUGGUGACUCCUCUGGGUGCUCUGAGUGUCCUCAUCAGUGCCGUCCUGUCCUCCUACCUGCUGGGGGAGGCCCUCAACGUUUUGGGGAAGCUCGGCUGUCUGCUGUGCAUUCUGGGAAGCGUCCUGCUGGUCAUCCACGCUCCGCAGGAACAGGAAGUGACAUCGCUGCAGGACAUGACCGACAAGUUGCUGGAGCCCGGGUUCCUGGUCUUUGCGUCGGUUGUGUUGCUGUUGUGUUUGCUGCUGGUGUUGUUCGUCUCUCCGCGGUUCGGCCGCUCCAACAUCCUGGUCUACAUCAGCAUCUGCUCGCUGCUCGGAGCCUUCACCAUCUCCUCCGUCAAGGGCCUGGCCAUCGUCAUCACCACUGUGUUUUCUGAUGUCUCAGUGCUGGGUCGUCCUCUCACCUGGAUCCUGCUCGUCACUCUCAUCGUCUCCAUAGUAACACAGGUGAGCUGUGAGCAUCUUUUUAAACUCCUCUUCCACUUCCUUCCGCUUUUCGCGUUUUUGCCCACUUACCAAACCACCUCCGUGGUGCUGCUCACCUCCGUGGUCCUCUUCCAGGAGUGGAACAACAUGUCGGUCCCCGACGUGGUCGCCGCGCUGGCCUCCUUCCUGGUCAUCGUGGUGGGCGUGGCCAUGCUGCAACUCUUCAGAGACCUACAGGUGACGUUGAAGCAGCUGACCAAUCAGCUGGCUCCACGGGUGGAGCAGGAGGGGCUUCCCAAGGUUCCAGCCAAUGGACACGCGGCAGGAAGGAAAGAGGACAAAUACACACUGGUGGACAACAUGGUGAUAGAAAGUCUGCCUCCGAUGAGAGAGGAAGGGCCCAGAGUCUUCAUCAUCAGCUGAGAGAGAGAUGAAGUCUUCAUCAUCAGCUGAGACCUUUUUAAUCACCUUUUCCUGAGUUUUUUUUGCCUUUUUCUAAAGUUUUUGUCGUAUUUUCCUCAUCAUCAGCUGAGAGAGGAAGGACACAGGUUUUUAAUUUCCCAGAAAUGUGAACUUUUCAAUGUUUUUGCCGCUUAUUUCUGGCGUUUUUUAUGCCUUUUAUUCUGAGGGUUUAGUUCAACCAGACUCCAUGUACAUAAUCAGGACUUUUAGCGUGUAUAGAGCCAGCAUAUCUCCACCAGACUCCAUGUAAAUAAUCAGGACUUUUAGUGUGUAUAGAGCCAGCAUAUCUCCACCAGACUCCAUGUAAAUAAUCAGGACUUUUAGUGUGUAUAGAGCCAGCAUAUCUCCACCAGACUCCAUGUAAAAAAGAAACAUGGACAAAUAGGGUCCAGGGUGUAAAAUACUAGAGUUACCCUUUAAUAAGCGUCUUUUAUAAUACAGUAUUUUAGAUGUAAUCCAGGAUUUAAAGGCUGAAACCCCAAACCAACAGCGUUAAUCCAGCUGAUCAUCAUGUGACUUCCAGCCCCUGUAAACUGAACAGAGAUCAGUUUAAAUAAAUAAUGUGAGGUCACCUGCAGCGUAACCCGAGAGCAGACGCACCUUAAAUAUAUAUUUCAUAAGUUUGAUUUAUUCAUCACGUCUCUCCGAUGGAAGUUAUUCUGAACUCAUCGCACAGUUUAACCCUCAGAGGGUCUUCUUAAAUUCAUGUUUUUAGGGUGUGUGUGUGUGUGUGUGUCUCUGUGUGUGUGUGUGUGUGUGUGUGUGUGUGUGUGUGUGUGU
This is a messenger RNA of Perca fluviatilis (European perch), 2256 nucleotides long. It is a transcript of the gene nipal4, whose product is annotated as NIPA like domain containing 4. Gene Ontology annotation, cellular component: membrane. NCBI's taxonomy places the organism in Eukaryota, Metazoa, Chordata, Actinopteri, Perciformes, Percidae. Gene Ontology annotation, molecular function: magnesium ion transmembrane transporter activity. The record is from RefSeq and is a predicted model, not a curated record. The transcript has 10 exons. Gene Ontology annotation, biological process: magnesium ion transport. The coding region runs from base 220 to 1437 and encodes 405 amino acids.